Messenger RNA from Pseudophryne corroboree (corroboree frog), 1746 nucleotides. Its product is annotated as cbp/p300-interacting transactivator 3-like. Lineage: Eukaryota; Metazoa; Chordata; Amphibia; Anura; Myobatrachidae. Bases 174 to 713 code for a protein of 179 amino acids. Gene Ontology annotation, cellular component: nucleus. Gene Ontology annotation, molecular function: transcription coactivator activity. The transcript is spliced from 2 exons. The record is from RefSeq and is a predicted model, not a curated record. Gene Ontology annotation, biological process: regulation of DNA-templated transcription.
UCCUGCACCGCCCAGCUUACCAAUAGGGAGCAUGGAGUAGGGCGGUGUGUGCAUUGCUCACUGCUGCUCAGUCUGCUGUCUGUAUUCUAGAUCGCUGCUCUCAGCCUACCACUCACAGCGCACACUGACUGGGAAUAGAAAGGACACAGUAACCCAGCCGGAGAAUUUGGGGGAUGGCAGACCCUAUGAUGAUGCCAACCUUGCACAAUGGGCAUCCCAACUAUAGGAUGGGCAUGAACACUAUGCAGACUCAACCUCCUCUUCAUCCUACUCGAUCCAUGCCUUCAACGCCAAUGAUGCAAUAUGGAGCUGCCCAUCCUGAUGGAAGCAUGAGGACACGGAUGGGUAUGCAUAUGGCAGCCCCUAUCAUGUACACUGGGCAAGGCCAGUCCUAUAUAGGAACCCAGCAAUUAAUGGCUACAAUGCAUCUUCAAAAACUUAAUACUCAGUACCAGGGAUAUCCAAUGAUUGGUAAUCCUGGACUUACACAGGGGCUUCCUGCUUACAGAAUGGCACCCAAUCACCAUCAGCUCAUGCCUCCCUUAAAUGUGACAGAUGCUGACCUCAUUGACGAGGAUGUAUUGACAUCUCUGGUUCUGGAAUUAGGCUUGGACAGAAUUGAAGAGCUGCCUGAGCUGUACCUGGGACACAAUGAGGUGGACUAUAUUUUGGACUUUGCAGGAAAGCAGCAGGUUAGCACUGUGACAUGCUGAUGGCAGUGCUUACUACAGACCCCAGCACACUUCAUUUGCACUGUGUAUGGCUUCCAGAAAGCCCUCUUUGUAAUUUCCUUCUCCCCGUGUCCUUCGCUCUUGACAGUGUGGUAUGAUAAGGAUGCUUGGAUGAAAGAUUAAAUGAUCAUUGUUAUGGCAUAAAAUGAUGAAUAUGGUGGAAACAGAUUGGUGAAAAGAUCUUUGUAUACACUGUCUUACUUGCACUAAAUAGUAGCUUAUUGGUUGCUGUGUUUCUGUGCAAAAUUCGCACCAUAGUGCAAUAAGUCCUAUUGAUUAUUUCCAGAGAGUUUGCCCUAUAUAUUUGGGUGGAAGCAGGUCUAGGUGAAUAUAGGGAAUUAAUCCAUUGCAGAAACUGUUUCAUACAUAACACUGGUUCAAAUCAGGGCAAUUCAAUUGGAGCUGGUUACAGGCCGAUCCCAAAUAAAAGAUCAAUGGUGAAAUUAUAUUUGCAUUUUUAAUGUUUCAAGAUAAUGUAAUACUUGUAUAGCCUUGAUUUUUGACACAAUUUGAUAUUUGUUUUUUUCUCCUGUCAUAAGAUAUAUGGUUUUCCAUGUCCAUAAUUAUAAAUAACUAAUUAUCCUAUUAAAUAAUAAUAAAAAAACAGUUGAUUGAGAAAGAUCAUACAUGUAGUCUGUAUAUGAACAACUGAAACGCUUACAAAUUGUUGCUGAAGCAAGAUGGAUAUUAGGAAGGACUUUGAUGUCCUCUUUGGAUCAGACUUCUAUGAGUGGUAUCACCCGAGACAGAACAUGUGGCUCUACGAAAGUGGUUAAAAGCUUCCUUCCUGCUUGCAGUAAACUUGACUAUGAUAUACAGUAACCUUGUAGAUGAUUUCUUUUCCAGUAAACGUACAAAAUGUUUUAUUUUUGUUUAUGUUUUUGAUGCUUAUUGCAAUCAUAAAAGGGCUGGUCCUCUCUUAGGCAAUUUAACAAUUGUUUGUACUAUGCUUGCUGAUGAAGUAGCGAACACAAAAUAAAGUUAGUCACAUUGUGGCUUUGAAAAAUGUAGAAAA